CACAUCCCUCCAGUCCAGUCAUCCUUACUGCAGGGCGGAGCGUCGAGCGCGCUGCAUCCGUCUCAACUGCGUUCAAAUCCAGCCGUACACAGCACUUUUUCCGACUUUCUUCACUGAAUACACCAAACCUUGACAACCUUCCCUUCUGUAAGCAUGGUUAUCUGUGCAGACUGAGCGCCGACCGAGCGGGAAUAUAAAACCUUUGACCGCAUCGCUAAUUCACAGCAUCGGGUUUCUGCGCCAAGAAAUGAUCCGUUCAACUGACUGAACCGCCGGUAAAAGUGCACGAGGAUUCGCUGGUCAUGCUGCGCUUUACAGGAACUACAGAAGUCUGUAAAUAAAAAGAAAGAGAGAAUCGAAAGAGAGACGGAGGCAGAGAGGCCCCGUUAUCAUGUCUCGCCAUCAUAGCCGAGCCACCAGCCUGGAGGAGAAGGGUGCCACGCCCAUUCACAAGAGCUCCACCUCUUCACACAAGAGCUCCACCCCCACACACAAGAGCGCAUCCUCGUCCUCUUCCUCUCAGAGAGACAGUCGACAGGAGACGGACAGCUGGGAGAUCAUCGAGGGGCUGAAGAUCGGACAGAGUCACAUUCAGAGACCUGAGAAACAUGAAGGCUUCAUGCUGAAGAAGAGAAAAUGGCCUCUGAAGGGCUGGCACAAGCGGUUUUUUGUUCUGGAUAACGGGAUCCUGAAAUACUCCAAGUCUCCUGUGGAUAUUCAGAAAGCAAAGCUUCAUGGCAGUAUAGAUGUGGGACUGUCUGUCAUGUCCGUUAAGAAAAGAGCUCGCCGCAUCGAUCUGGACACAGAAGAGCACAUCUACCAUCUGAAGGUGAAAUCUCCAGACGUUUUUGACAUCUGGGUGUGCAAGCUCCGCCAUCAUCGCUUGUUCCGUCAGAACGAGAUCGUCCGCUCUCCUCGUGACGCUACGCUACGGACCUUCCCUCCGUCUGCCAGCGCCGAAUCUCCCCAGACCACCCCCUCCAGCGCACACCAAAGCAAGGUUAAACCCGGCAGUCUGUCGUGGCAGCUGCCUCCGUCCUGUAGUAAUGGACAGAGUAAAGUAGCCGCCUGGUUACAGGAGUCAGAGGAGAUGGACAAGUGCACAGAAGAACUCGCCUACUGUCAGUCUAGUCUUCUGGAAUUGAAUCAACUGCUGCAAAGUCUGGAGAUCCUUCAGAGGACACAGUCAGCUCCAAACUUCACCGACAUGCAGAGUAACUGUGUUGAUUUGAGAAAGAAAGAGAAGCGAGGCAGCAGAAGAUGGAGGACUAAAAGUGUCAGCAAAGAUGCAAAAUUACAACUGCAGGUCCAGUCCCUUCUUCAGUCACACAUUGCGAAAGUUCCGUUGAGCGCGAGUAUGUCUCAAGUGCGUCUCCACUCCUCCAACCCUAACCUGUGUGCGGAGCUGGGGGAUUUUCAGACCCCUGUCACGCGUCUGACCGACGGCGCCGGCGACUACAUCAAACUGCAGGAGGAUUUCUGCAUCGUGGCUCAGAAGGUGCACUCUCUGCUGAAGUCUGCCUUCAACACCGUGGCCAUAGAGAAAGAGAAGAUCAAGCAGGUGUUGCUGGACCGAGAGCAGACCGGCCAGCCGGCACACGUGAUGACCCUUCGCCGCUCGCUGUCACAGGUCAGCCCCGCCCACCGCUGCCCUACCGCCUCUGUACAUCUGUGUUUAUUUCACACACUAGCAUAGGAUUCCAGGUGUUUGGGCUUUAGAUCCAGGUCAUUCGUCAGCUCGUGUGUUUCGGAUGCUUCUGUUGUUCAGGCCUUGUCGCAGAACGUUGAGCUGAAGAGCCGUCUGAACCGGAUUCACUCCGAGUCGGUUCUGUCCGAGCAGGUCGUGAGCGUGAACAUCAUCAGCAGUCCAGAUGAGACAGGUGAGCCGCUCCACGUGGGCGUCCCUCUGUCCCAGCAGGUGGCCAAUGAGAGCAGACUGUCAAUGUCCGAGUCUGUGUCUGAGUUCUUCGAUGCUCAGGAGGUUCUUCUGUCAGCCAGUUCAUCAGAGAACGAGGCCUCUGAUGAUGAGUCUUACGUCAGCGAUGUGAGCGAUAACAUUUCAGAGGACAACGCCAGCGUCACAGAUAGUGUUUCCAGACAGAUGCCGAACGGAGAUCUGGCCAGCGGUGCGCUCCGUAACGGGCGGCGUUCGUGUCUCCCGGCCCCCGCCCCGGACACGGCCAACAUUAACCUGUGGAACAUCCUGAAGAACAACAUCGGGAAAGACCUGUCGAAGGUGUCCAUGCCGGUGGAGCUGAACGAGCCGCUCAACACGCUGCAGCACAUGUGUGAAGAGCUGGAGUACACGGAGCUGCUGGAUAAAGCCGCUCACACGGACGACCCGUACGAGCGCAUGGUUAUCGUGGCAGCGUUUGCGGUGUCGGGAUACUCGUCCACCUAUUACAGAGCAGGCAGUAAACCCUUCAACCCGCUGCUGGGUGAAACAUACGAGUGUGUGCGUGAAGACAAGGGCUUCUGCUUCUUCUCUGAACAGGUGAGCCAUCAUCCGCCCGUCUCCGCCUGUCACUGUGAAUCACAGAACUUCACCUUCUGGCAGGGUAAGACGCACACACACACAUCAUAUCCGUCUGUUUACGGUGAUCGCUAUGAAUGGAACAAGGUGACGACAUGUGUUCACAACAUCCUCAGCGGGAGACGCUGGAUUGAACAUUAUGGAGAGAUUACCAUCAGAAACACACGCAGCCCAGCCUGCAUCUGCAAACUCACCUUUGUUAAGGGAAAUUACUGGAGCUCUAAUGUCAAUGAGGUGCAGGGAUCUGUGAUGGACCAGGACGGCAAAAUCAUUCACAGACUGUUUGGGAAAUGGCACGAAGGUCUUUACUGUGGGGUUCCACCUUCGGCUAAGUGCGUCUGGAGACCAGGUUCGAUGCCCACAGAUUAUGAGCUGUAUUACGGCUUCACCAGGUUUGCCAUAGAGCUCAAUGAGCUUUUCCCAGAGCUGAAGGAACUUCUGCCCCCGACAGACGCCCGAUUCAGACCAGACCAGAGGCAUCUGGAGGAAGGUAACGUUCAGAUGGCGUCAGCUGAGAAACACAGAAUCGAAGAGCAGCAGAGAAACAGGAGGAAAUGGAUGGAGGAGAACAACAUAAGACAGCAGCCACGAUUCUUCAAGAAGCUUGUGGACAGUAACCAGAGGGAGAGAUGGGUGUCCAACAACACAUACUGGGAUCUGCGCAAGGACUCUGGCUUUAUGAAACUAGAGCACCCUGAGCUGUGGUAGAGUCCAGUCGCUACAGACGCUUACUGUGCAGACGUCAGCCGAAGAGGACCGGCCCGGAGACUUUCCUCUAGAUCCUAUCUGCAGAACACAACAUAUGAACCAGAAACCACUCUCCACAUCGUCACCUCCGUCAUCUCCAUAGUAACGCACACAGAUGCUGCUGUCGUCAGGGCAACGGUUAGAGCUGUCCACACGAAGCCGGUCGUGCUUCCUCAUAUGUCCUUGCCUUAAGAAUUCGCUUCUCAACGACAGUUUUAAUGAAACGACACGAUAAUGGUUCAUGACGUCUAGAGAACAUUCUGCAUGUGUAGAUGGCAGCUUUCAUUGGCAAUAUCACACACGAAAACUGCGUUUGGGGCAUAUUUUUGUCAGACGAAUAGCUCGGACAGUUAAAGGAGCGCAGUGAUUGGCUCACUUCAGAUGAAUGAAUGAAUGUACUGUGUUGCGAUGCUCUCACGCGUGUGAACUCCUCACAUUUCAAACCUUUCCAAAGAAUCAAAGUGAACGAGUUGUAAUAGUAACCUGCUGCUGAUGCUGAGAGACACAAAAGAGACUCCCUCCCUCCCUCCCUCCACAUGUACGUCUGUAGCUGCUAUUUUACAUUUGAGUUGAUGCCAUUUUAUUUUUCAUCUAUUAAACUCAUCUGCAGAAAUACUAAAUUUACAGAUACGGUUGGCUCCAUUAGCCAGCCGCCGUCCAGUAAACUGCUGCUAGACAGGACGUCCCGCCCCAGACUUCCGCCAUUCAGGCACUGCACUCCACGUGAUGCCCCAAUGACCAGCAGAAGUCAGAAGCUCACUUUUAACAUUGAAAGCAUAAAACUUUGAAAACUCUCUGCAGACGGCAGCAGUGGAGCCUCCGCUGGCGGUUCAGUGUAAUUACACUCAUCACAAUCUUGGCUUGCCAAGGCUUUACUGCAUCACACUGUAUACGGUCCUUUAAAAACAAAUAAUGCAAGUAUGGAACACUUCACGUGUGUUACAUUAUUGUCACGUGAUGAUGUAAUUCAGCCAGUGGCGCGCAGGUACCACGUCAUCAAUGCGCUUGUUUUGCAUUUUGAAACAAUUUUGUAUACAAAUAUUUUCAGUUUGCAUUGUGGGAGACGGUCUUCUACGCAGGAUACUAUAUUGUGAAUAUGUGCAGAACACGUUCAUACUGGGCACAGUAUGCUUUCUGUCUGUUUAUAAUUGAUCUGACAGUCAUGAGUUAUGACUACUAAAAACACAAAAUAUUCAUAUCCAAACAUGGAAAGUUUGCUCACGUGACAACAAUGUAGCAAACAAACCACUGGUGCAUACUGUUAUCCAUCCAUAGUCGGCAGUAUACAGUUUGUAGGGCACAGUAUGAAGCAGUACUAGUUGUGUAUUUGUAUUCUGAAGUUCUUGUUUGGGAUGGGAUGUCAAUCAAGCUCGUUCAUGAAAAUCAUUCAGAUCACCAUUCUUAGAGAAACGGACGGUUGUUUUACACCGACAUCACGGCUGCACAUCAACUGCGCAGAUUCAAAUAGUUUUUAGUCUUUAAUCAGAAGUAAAUGAGAUUUUAGUUGUAGUGUACCGUUGGUAGAUGAGUGAAAAAGCCAAACGCAGUGUAGAGACGGUGACGUUGUCUCCUGUAUCUCACUGUUUGAGUCCUUCACUGUGCCUUAACGUAUGUAUAAAACCAUAUCCACACAAACUGAGCAGCGUCCGUCCACACGCUUGACCCCGCAGAGCUCCAUUCUACACACUCAUCAUAUACUGGACUGAUGUGAAGGACCGAGAGAGUCGUGCAGUGAGCUACUCCAUUCGUUUCUUUUACUUUCACAGAACAACCAGUCUCCAGAUUGACAUGAAAGUUUCGAAAAGAUUCUUGAUUUUUCUGUUCGGUUAGCUUGUUUCUGAAAGUUCAUUAGUUGAACUGAAGCUCAUCUGACUCAUCUCUCUGAAUCCCAUGAACAGAAUGAACUGAUGCCUUAUACAGAUGUUGAUGUUCUGGACUGAAGGAACGUGCGAGAUUUUUUGUGUGUUCACGGGUGCUUGCUCUCAUAGAUGACUGCUCCCAUGAUGAAGACCUGCUGUUUCACAUUUACAUCCAUAUAGAGAAAUACAUAUUUAUGUUCAAAGCCACUAUUCUGUGUCUGCUGUUCAUUCACAAUCUCAUUACGGUUGUGGCGUUUCUUAAACGAAAUAUCUUCAAGAUACACGAUUGCAAUCGUUGUACACAAGGUCUGUCUUUAAAAGGCUCUUUUGGCCUCCUGCUAAUUCAUAGAAAUCAUUAUAAUGUAAUGUAGGCUUACUAUGGUAAAUCAAGGUAAGACACAAACACUGAUAUCAGUGUACUAUUAACAUUUUGUUCCAUAAAAAGAAUGUACAUCAUUUAUUUUACUAGCAUCAGUGCUACUAAAUGGAGGAAGUGAAACUCUUUGUUACUUUAGUUUCAUACAGUUUGUUUUCACCGUCAGUGGUUUUCCACUCGUGUUCUGUUGAAUCGACGGUUCAGUGCACAUUUACUAGAACUGAACUUAAG
Molecule: messenger RNA, 5746 nt
Organism: Triplophysa rosa
Lineage: Eukaryota; Metazoa; Chordata; Actinopteri; Cypriniformes; Nemacheilidae
Gene: osbpl6
Product: oxysterol binding protein-like 6
Cellular component (GO): perinuclear endoplasmic reticulum; plasma membrane; intracellular membrane-bounded organelle
Molecular function (GO): cholesterol binding
Source: RefSeq, a predicted model, not a curated record